ACUGCCGUGUUGUGAAUAGUGAAGUUUUGUGAAUUGGUGUUUGGUGAUUGGUGACAGAGUUGUUCGGUUGCUUGUGUUUAAACAUGUAAAACAAACAAAUACCCACCAACAAUGAGGGUGCAAAAGUGGUGGUUGGAAGCGGUGGUUCUUCUUUUCGCCACUGGAUGGCUCUGCCUUUCCACACCUGUUGGGAAACGUUCUCCCCUCUUACCGCACUCUUUGACCCCUGAGAGCUACGAACUCUCCCUGAACCCGGACAUCAUCAGGGGAGUGUUCCACGGCGUUGUGAUCAUCAGUGGGGUUGCUGUUGCUGAGACUUCCGUCAUAGUGCUGCACUGCAGCAACCUUCUGUUCAACAUGACUAAACUGUCAGACACUACUGAAGGCGAAGAAGUGGCGGUCCUGGGUGUGGAAGAAGAUGAGUUUCUGCAGCAGUGUCAUCUGUCGCUCAACAAAACUCUCAGGGUGGACCAUGAGUACAAGUUGACUAUAGAGUUCAUGGGGAUCAUUGGCCAUGAUGGGUUCGGUCUUUACAAGGACUUCUAUAAAGAAGGUGGAGUUAGGAAACAGAUACUGAUGACUCACCUACAACCUAACUACGCCAGGACGAUGUUUCCUUGUUGGGACGAGCCCCACUACAAGGCCCAGUUCCUGGUCAAGGUCACGAGAGGACGCUUCCCCACUGUGCUCUCCAACAUGCCAGCUGUCACCACCUCCACCGCCACCACCAAUGCCGCACCUCUAGAUCCAGGUUGGGUAGAGUUUGAGGAGACGCUGCCCAUGUCGCCGUACCUGCUGGUAAUCGUGUGGUGCGACUAUGUAGCCCUGAUGGAGCCCACUAGCAACAACAGAGUGUGGGCACCGAGAGAUAAACUGCACCAGGCUCAGCUGGCUCUCAAUAUCAGCUGUGUGGUUGUGGAGCAGUGUGCCAGGUACUUUGGCAGAGAUUAUCCUCUACCAAAGCUCGACCACAUUCCUCUUCCGUCGCUAAGCAACGUCGCAAUGGAGAACUGGGGAGCCAUAACCUACAAGUAA
This is a messenger RNA of Macrosteles quadrilineatus (aster leafhopper), 1035 nucleotides long. Its product is annotated as aminopeptidase N-like. The transcript is spliced from 5 exons. Gene Ontology annotation, biological process: proteolysis; peptide catabolic process. The coding region runs from base 112 to 1035 and encodes 307 amino acids. The record is from RefSeq and is a predicted model, not a curated record. Gene Ontology annotation, molecular function: metalloaminopeptidase activity; peptide binding; zinc ion binding. Lineage: Eukaryota; Metazoa; Arthropoda; Insecta; Hemiptera; Cicadellidae. Gene Ontology annotation, cellular component: cytoplasm.